This is a messenger RNA of Ilyonectria robusta, 1749 nucleotides long. Its product is annotated as fungal trichothecene efflux pump. Gene Ontology annotation, cellular component: membrane. The record is from RefSeq and is a predicted model, not a curated record. Gene Ontology annotation, molecular function: transmembrane transporter activity. Lineage: Eukaryota; Fungi; Ascomycota; Sordariomycetes; Hypocreales; Nectriaceae. The transcript has 4 exons. Bases 1 to 1749 code for a protein of 582 amino acids. Gene Ontology annotation, biological process: transmembrane transport.
AUGGAGGUCAACAAAAUCGAGAAUACAGCAGAGCAUCUUGAUAUAGUCGAGGAUGAAAAGGAACGAGCGAAGCGCGAUAACGAUACCGGGUCAAUCAACUCCGCCGCCCUAGGCGAUGACCUACCACCUGGAUACUUUUACUCCGUCCGCUUCAUUGGAGCUAUGGCUGGUUUCUGUUUCUCGGCCCUCAGCGCGUACAUCUUCUUGAUCCUGCCGACCAAUGUCUUGACCUACAUCAACGCGGAAAUCGGUCCGAGCAAUUACAUUGCAUGGGUUAAUAUUUCUCGAACUCUCGCUCUGUCUUUCACGUAUACAAUCCUCGGCCGCCUUUCUGAUCUCUUUGGCCGCCGGUGGUUCUUCAUUGGCGGCAACGUGGUUGCCCUGAUUGGAAUCAUCAUCUGCGCCUGUGCCAACAAUGUGAAUACCCUCAUCGUCGGCAGCGCUAUCUACGGACUCGGUGAAACAGUCCAGCUCAGCUUCAACGUUGCAGUGGGAGAACUUGUACCGAACAAGUACAGACCUAUGGUCUUGUCGUUUGUCUUCCUCACGAACGCCCCCAUUGCUACAUUUGGACCUAUCAUCGCCCGGAAGUUUAUUGAGAAUCCCAAUCUCGGGUGGCGCUGGUGCUACUAUAUCAACAUCAUCGACGUCGGUCUGGCCAUCAUCUUUCUGUUCUUCUUCUACCACCCGCCGACGUUCGAGCUGCUCCAUGAGCGCAAGACCAAGCGUCAGAUGCUCAAGGAGCUCGACUAUCUUGGCAUCUUCCUCUGGACUGCUGGUCUCACCCUUUUCCUCAUGGGUGUCUCGUGGGGAGGCAAAAUGUACCCGUGGAAGUCUGCAGCAACGAUUUCGUCUCUUGUUAUCGGUGCCCUGCUCUUGAUUGCUCUAUUCAUUUGGGAGGCGUUUGCCAACCUCAAAUACCCAGCCAUUCCAGUAAAGUUCUUUGCCAACCGUGGUUUCAUGGCUUUGGUCUGUUGCGCCACCGUCGCCAGCAUGUUCUACUAUAGCGCUGUACUUCUAUGGCCACAGCAAGUCCAGGCUCUCUUUACAAAGGAUGUCACCUACGCCGGGUGGUUGUCCUGCACGGUGGCCUCUUCGACGGCGCUGGGGCAGAUCUGUGCCGGUUUAAUCGUUCGUUGGGGUGGAAAUGUUCGAUACUGGCUGAUCUUUUCGACCUUUGCCAUGGUUGGUUUCGUCGCCGCACUGGCCUCACUCACCCCAUCCGAUAAGAACACUGGUAUUGCCCUCACUAUCCUUGGACCAUUCUUCGUUGGCUUCAUCGAGUUGGCAUCUUUGGCCCUGGCUCCUCUUUUCUGCGCUGCCCAAGACAUUGGACUUGCCUCUGGUUUGCUUGCCUCCAUUCGCUCAGCAGGUGGCUCCAUCGCGGUGGCAGUCUAUACCUCGAUAUUGAGCAACCGACUCACGGACACCAUCCCCAACAAUGUCAUUCCAGCAGCCGAAAAGGCUGGACUCCCAGAGAGCCAGGCCUCGGAUCUUCUCACGGCUCUUACUGCAGGCGACUUGUCCAGCUUCUCGGAUGCAGUCCAAGCAGCAGUCGCGGGCGCGCUGCCCACUGCAUAUGCGCAAGCUUUCAAGACAGUAUACCUCGCGAGUUUGGGAUUUGGUGCUAUCGCCAUCAUCGGUUGCCUCUUCUCCAAGGAUGCCAAGAAGCACUUGACGGAUAAGGUAGAGAGACGGAUGCACGACGGGAAGGCGACCAAGAAGACGCACACUGCAGUUGAUGUCUAA